Molecule: messenger RNA, 748 nt
Organism: Pistacia vera
Lineage: Eukaryota; Viridiplantae; Streptophyta; Magnoliopsida; Sapindales; Anacardiaceae
Exons: 5
Biological process (GO): regulation of peptide transport
Source: RefSeq, a predicted model, not a curated record
UUUGUGUUUAGCAAUGGGAAACGCUCUUUGGUUGGAGAUCUUUUUGGCCUUCUCUCGGCCGUGUCAUAUGGACUAUUCACAGUGCUUCUUAAAAAGUUUUGUGGUGAGGAAGGAGAAAGAGUUGAUGUACAAAAGUUGUUUGGAUAUAUAGGAUUGUUCACACUUGUAGCUCUAUGGUGGCUGGUUUGGCCAUUGUCAGCCUUGGGCAUCGAGCCCAAGUUUACGAUUCCUCAUUCAGCUAAAAUGGAUGAAGUUGUUAUUGCCAAUGGCAUUGUUGGUAGUGUCCUUUCAGAUUACUUUUGGGCAUUAUGUGUUGUAUGGACCACUCCGCUAGUGGCCACAUUGGGGAUGUCACUCACCAUUCCACUCGCUAUGGUGGCAGACAUGGUCAUUCAUGGCCGUCACUACUCAGCAAUAUACAUUCUUGGCUCAGCUCAGGUUUUUGCAGGAUUUGUAAUAGCAAAUCUUUCAGAUUGGUUCUCAAAGAAGCUGGGACUAUAGCAUUGCGUAAAACUGGCAAAUCCAAAUUCUUUACUGGGGCAUUCUCCCUUCCAUUUUGUAUCUGAUUUAACAUUGUACUCUUCCUCCUCAGUAUGAGUUCUUGGCUUUCAAAAGAAGAGGAUGAAGUUACUUCUGUAAUUUGUGAACUAAAAUUGAUUCUGUAAAUGAAAUUUUUGUUGUCUUGCCAUAAAUGUAGACAAUCCCUUUUGGUAGAAAAAAAGAAAAAGAAAAAUCAUUUGUUUUUUAA